This is a messenger RNA of Phacochoerus africanus (Common warthog), 4259 nucleotides long. RefSeq names its product MORC family CW-type zinc finger 3 (gene MORC3). Gene Ontology annotation, cellular component: PML body; nucleus. Gene Ontology annotation, molecular function: ATP hydrolysis activity; zinc ion binding. Bases 107 to 2926 code for a protein of 939 amino acids. The record is from RefSeq and is a predicted model, not a curated record. NCBI's taxonomy places the organism in Eukaryota, Metazoa, Chordata, Mammalia, Artiodactyla, Suidae. The transcript has 17 exons.
CGACCCGCCCCGGAAGUGGGCGGAGACUCGAGAUCCAUAGUAGUCCGCCGCCGUCUCCCAGUCGGAUUGCGGCCGAGGCCGGUCCUGGCUUUGUAGCUCGCUUAAGAUGGCGGCGCAGUCACCCAGCGGGAUCCGCCUCAGUGCGCUUUGCCCGAAGUUUUUACAUACAAAUUCUACUAGUCACACUUGGCCAUUUAGUGCGGUUGCUGAAUUAAUAGAUAAUGCUUACGAUCCUGAUGUGAAUGCCAAACAGAUAUGGAUUGACAAAACAGUGAUAAAUGAUCAUGUAUGCCUGACUUUCACUGAUAAUGGGAAUGGUAUGACUUCAGACAAGCUACAUAAAAUGCUAAGCUUUGGCUUCAGUGACAAAGUCACCAUGAAUGGUCACGUCCCAGUUGGAUUGUAUGGGAAUGGCUUCAAGUCAGGUUCUAUGCGUUUGGGUAAAGAUGCAAUCGUUUUUACCAAAAACGGAGAAAGCAUGAGCGUGGGCUUCUUGUCUCAGACCUACUUGGAAGUCAUAAAAGCAGAACAUGUUGUUGUCCCAAUAGUGGCAUUCAGCAAAGACCGGCAGAUAAUUAAUUCAACAGAAUCAAAAGCGAGCCUUGCUGCAAUUCUGGAACAUUCUCUGUUUUCUACGGAACAGAAAUUACUAGCAGAACUUGAUGCUAUCAUGAGUACGAAGGGGACAAGGAUCAUCAUUUGGAAUCUGAGAAGCUACAAAAGUGCAACAGAGUUUGAUUUUGAUAAGGAUAAAUAUGACAUCAGAAUUCCAGAAGAUUUAGAUGAUACAGCAGGGAAGAAAGGGUACAAGAAGCAGGAAAGAAUGGACCAAAUUGCCCCUGAAAGUGACUAUUCCCUAAGGGCUUACUGCAGUAUAUUAUACCUAAAGCCACGAAUGCAGAUCAUCUUGCGUGGACAGAAAGUGAAGACACAGCUGGUUUCAAAGAGUCUUGCCUACAUUGAACGUGAUAUUUAUCGACCCAAAUUUUUAACUAAUAGAACAGUGAGAAUUACUUUUGGAUUCAACUGCCGAAAUAAAGAUCAUUAUGGGAUAAUGAUGUAUCACAAUAAUAGACUCAUCAAAGCUUAUGAAAAAGUUGGAUGUCAGUUAAGGGCAAACAAUAUGGGUGUUGGAGUAGUGGGAAUUAUAGACUGUUAUUUCCUAAAGCCAACUCAUAAUAAGCAAGAUUUCGAUUAUACUAAUGAAUACAGGCUUACAGUAACAGCACUAGGAGAUAAGCUCAAUGAUUACUGGAAUGAAAUGAAGGUGAAGAAAAAUGCAGAAUAUCCUCUAAAUUUGCCAGUCGAAGAGAUAGAGAAACGUCCUGAUCAGAACUGGGUUCAAUGUGAUUCCUGUCUAAAGUGGCGAAAACUACCAGAUGGAAUAGAUCAACUUCCAGAAAAAUGGUAUUGCUCCAAUAACCCUGACCCACAGUUCAGAAAUUGUGAUGUUCCAGAAGAACCCGAAGAUGAAGAUUUGGUGCAUCCCACUUAUGAAAAAACCUACAAAAAGAAAGACAAGGAAAAAUCCAGGACCAAACUAUCAGAAACAAUCCCUCGGAUUCCUACCGAACUCUUUUUUCCAACAACCCCUGUCUCGAGUCAAAGUUUUUCUCCCGUUAAGGAAAGUGUUCCAAGAGGACAUCUUUCAGAAGCAGCAAAUACUUACACGAUGAGACUUAUAAAUAAUCAUCGAGGUUCACCCCAGUCUGAACCUGAGAGUAACAGCCUGAAAAGGAGACUCUCUACUCGUUCCUCAAUUUUGAAUGCAAAGAAUCGGAGAUUAAAUAAUCAAGUAUUUGAAAAUUCUCCUUAUAAAGAUGAUGAUGAAGAUGUCAUCAUCUUAGAGGAAAACAGUACUCCCAAGCCUGCAGUAGAUGAUGAUAUUGAAGUGAAAUUGCAACAGAGUCACAUGGAACAAAGUGGUGUUCAGGUGGAGCCUGUGGGUGAUAAUGAACCUUGUGGCCAGACUAGUUCUGCAGGCACCUCCUCAUCCAGGUGCGAUCAGGGAACUACUGCAGCCACCCAGACUGAAGUACCAAGUUUAGUCGUUAAAAAGGAAGAAACUGUGGAAGAUGAAAUAGAUGUAAGAAAUGACACAGCUAUGCUACCAUCCUGUGUGGAAGCUGAAGGAAAGACACAUGAAACCCAGGAAACUUUUGAUAAAUCUGCUGGUGAUGCUGGUUGCCAGUUUAAUGAACUGAGAAAUGAGCUGCUUCUCGUCACCCAAGAAAAAGAAAAUUAUAAAAGACAGUGUCAUAUGUUUACUGAGCAAAUCAAAGUGUUACAGCAGAGGAUAUUGGAAAUGAAUGACAAAUGUGUGAAGAAGGAGAUUUGCCAUCAGUCUACUGAAACUGAUGCUGUAUUUUUACUUGAAAGUGUUAAUGGCAAAUCUGAAAGCCCAGACCAUAUAGUAUCUCAGUAUCAGCAAGCUUUGGAAGAAAUAGAAAGGCUGAAAAAACAGUGUAGUGCUUUGAAACAUGUAAAGGCUGAAUGCAGUCAGUGUUCCAGUGGUGAGAGUAGAAGUGAAAUGGACGAAAUGGUUGUGCAGCUUGAUGAUGUAUUUAGACAGCUGGACAAAUGCAGUAUUGAGAGGGACCAGUAUAAAAGUGAGGUUGAAUUACUGGAAAUGGAAAAAUCACAAAUCCGUUCGCAAUGUGAAGAACUGAAAAAUGAGAUUGAACGAUUAAAAUCUACAAGUCAACAGAUAGGAGCAGAUGUGUCAACUUCAAGUAACAUCGAGGAGUCUGUAAAUUAUACUGAUGGGGAAAGCCUCAAACUUCGAUCUCUUCGAGUUAACGUAGGACAGCUGCUGGCCAUGAUUGUACCUGAUCUCGAUCUUCAGCAAGUGAAUUAUGAUGUUGAUGUAGUUGAUGAGAUUUUAGGACAAGUUGUUGAACAAAUGAGUGAAAUCAGUAGUACUUAAAGGAUAUUUUAUGUGAGAUAAUAAAAGUAUUUGCUCAAGCCUUCUGGUUGUACAGCUUCAAAAUGUAAACAAGUUUGUUAUAGAGAUGAUAGGCAACAGACUGAAGAACCAUAAUCUUUUCUGUAUUCUAUGCAUUCAAGUGUGGACACAAAUAUGUGGACACAUUAUCACACCUUUUGAAAUGCCUGUGAAUCAUUGGUAUUGAGCAGCUACAUAGCUAACUCAUGAUUCUGCUUUGAAAUGUAAAUAUUUGUAAUUAAGUUUGCACAUAUUUUUUUAUUACCCUAGAGGACUCAAGUGUUUUCUCACGAAGAGGUUUUCAGGUUGCCCCUAACCUUUGUGCAAUCUUUUCUGGUUCCCCAAAGUGUAUUUUUCUCUGACUUGAGGGCUGUGCCAUAAGACAAAUGGGAACAUUACCUUUGAUUUUCUUACGGAGAAGUUUAAAACAGGGUUUUAAAAGAUGAAAUAACACUCCUGAUAAGUUGUAAGUGAGUUGAGUAUUAAUGUUUCUGCUGUAAAUUCUUACCUCCUGAAAUAUUUUAUUCAUGAAAAUAAGGUGAGGAGAAACUCGUUCCAUUUUGCCAAGACUUUUUGUGUGUGCUGAGAUUGCCAAUCAUGGUUAAACAAAAAGUGUUUUUCUGGAAAGAAGUAAUGAUCUUUAGUAUAAAAAAAGUAUCAAAAACGUAACAUGUCCCACCACAUUUACUUUGAAGCCCAUUUUUGGCUGCUUAGUCCACAUGGGGUGGGCACAAUAAUUGUUUAAUAUUUUUUUUCUGAGAUUUCCUGUACAGAGAGUCUUGUAGGUGUACUGCAGGUUAAUGCGAGUUGAAGACCAUCUUUUGCCAGUGUAUUGCAUACCUUUUAUUAUUAUUACAAACCUAAGUGUUUUAUAUCCUGGAUGAAGCAACAAACCCCUUAGGAUUAUAGUAUUACAUGCCAUAAAAAUUAUGCUUUAUUGGUCCCAUGUUUUGUGCAAUUUCAAAGAGAUGGCUUUCUAUUAAGUAUAACUAUGUAUAUAUAAUUAAGAAUCGUAUUUUCCACAACUGAAAUGUGCAUUAUUUUUUCAAAGUUUUAUCAUUGCUAUUUAUUUUAACUUUUGUUUCUGAACAUUCAAUACAUGUUCCUUUUGUAUGCUUAAUUACAUGUCUGUCUUGUACAGUAUUCAAUUUUUACUGUAUAUUAACUUCUAGGAAAAGCAAAUAAAUUAAGAUUGUUUUUAUUUGCUUGAUAAAGUAAUUGAAAGUGUAUUUUUGGUAUGAAGAUGGUUUUCUGUCACAAUUGUAUCUGCUUAAAUUUUAAAAUAUCUUGUAAUAAAAUAAAAAUAUAUAUGAUG